Seminavis robusta is the source of this 3242-nucleotide messenger RNA. The record is from the annotation of a GenBank genome assembly. NCBI's taxonomy places the organism in Eukaryota, Bacillariophyta, Bacillariophyceae, Naviculales, Naviculaceae.
UUGCCAUGGCAAGAACCGAUGGAGACGAUGUAUACCACAACAUGAACUCUUAUCAGCAAACCAACUCUAAUCCAACACCCUCCACUAUGGAACCCGAAGAUAAUGAAGGCGGUGAAGCCAGUGGUAUCAUCGUGUCUACAAUCGACCGAACAUGGGCAUCAAAAUCCUUGUGGAAUUUCAUUUGGAUGAGUGUGUUCUUCAGUGCCAAUCACGGGUGCGUUGUGGCUUGUUUGUCGCUUGCCACUGCUCGUCUUGGGUCAGUAGGGGCCUGGCAGAGUGGAAUCUUGUAUAUCUUCUACACUGGAUCUGCUGUCUUGGGAGCCACCUACGUUGUCAAACAGCUCGGCCCGAGAAAUGCUCUGAUCACGGGAAUGGGACUGUACUGUGUCUAUGUCGGAUGUUUCCUUGUAGCGACUCUGUCGCCGGAGAUUGAAACCCCUGCGGCAUUAUUGGGUGCAGCCGUUGGUGGAGUGGGAGCAGGGUUCCUGUGGACGGCACAAGGAUCUUACUUUAGUAGAGCUGCAGAGGACCAUGCACAAGCCCUGCAGCAGCCAGUACAAGAAUCGAAUCAACGGAUGGCUUCCAUCUUCGCCUUCUUGUACCUGGCUGAGGAAGUAGGCUUGAGGGCUCUGUCAACACUCUUGCUGGGACAAGGAUUGUCCUGGUCGGUGGUAUUUGGCAGUUACAGUGCUGUGACAGUGCUGUCUACGUUUUGUAUGGUCUUUGUCCGUGAUUAUCCGACCACCAGCAACUUGAGUGUGUCAACUGCAGAGGAGGAAACAAACACACAAUCUACUGGUACUGGUCCAUCUUCUUCGGUAUGGUACAAGGUGACGGCCGCUUGGCAGCUUAUGCGAAAUGAUCCCAAGAUGAAAUAUAUGAUUGGUUUAAAUGCCGUCUUUGGUUUUGCUGCGGCCUUUCUCAAUUCUUAUGUCAACGGAGAGGUGGUGGGUGUGGUCACCAAUGAUCCGCAAGCCAAAAGUGUGGGCAUAUUCAAUGCUUGGGUCUCUUGUGUGGCAGCCGCCAUGAGUCUGCUUUUUGGACGUGUCUCCAAGAAAGUUGGCAAUGGCCCCGUACUGAUUCUGGGGGCCCUGUGUUUCUUUGGGGUCGUAUUUCCCUUUGUCAUUAUCCCCAAUACGCGUCAGUGGGGUGUCGCUCUGCUCAUUUUCAUUUACACCUGUCAUGGAUGUGGACGAGCCACCUUUGAGGGGACACUCAAGGCAACUUUUGCAGACUAUUUUGCCUACGAAAAGGAGGGAGCCUUUGCUUGUAUUAUCUUGCAGAAUGGGUUGGCGGGGGCCAUUGGCUACAUCUUGACUUUUACGCUGCUGUGUUCGAAAGAGAGUCGAUACUGCAUUGCCUACAGCAACGGAAGUUUGCACGAUGUGUUGUCCUUUGAGCUGCUCGUCAUUGUUUCAGCUAUGGCAGCCAUUGGCGGGUACUGGCGAGCAUCAAGCUUGCGCCAGGCGGAGAUAAGGGCCAUGGAAGCAGCAGCAGCGACGUCCGAAGACACUGCUAUGAUUCCAUCCGCAGAGACGGAGUGACGAGCGCAGAAUGAUCUGAUGGAAAUUGAGGAUCAAGUUGUCUGGACGUUCUGCCCCGGUUGCACCUCCGUAAAAUGUCAACCGGAAGCUCGCGGCAAUCAUUCCAAGCGAAGUCGCAAUGAUCUAGCUAGUAGACCUAGCCAUGGAGCAAGCUUGCGGUGCAUUUUUGAGAUGUUGGCUGCGUCUCCUUUCCCAUCGCCGAUGCCUUUGCUGACCUCAGACGAACAAAUACUGGUAGCUACGGUAUGUGUUCGUAGAUUCAGGAGAUGACAGGCUCCUGGAGCUUCAAACAGACCGAUAUAUCUAGGACUCCUCUAUGUGUCCGGUAGUAGCAACUAGUCUAGCUUCUAUUCUCCAGCACACUCCAUCAACGGUCGCCUUCAGUAGACUACCGUGCUUUUCUUCUCCGAAUACUGGAGGAAGUGAAAAGGAGCAACGGAAACUUAUAGUUUGACAUAAGACAGGACGACACGAUCGGCAGCGAAAGGAGGGGGUGAAGGAUGGUCUUCAAGGACGCCAUAUCGGCACCUCUCCUCCGCAACUGUUUCGAAGCAAGAGCUUGCUACAACAUGUACUGGUACCUGGUGGUCCACCGACGUCAAAAAGUCCAUAGCCGCCCGCGGAAAUUCCACAGUUACUGAGUAUAGGUGCAACUACACAUCCAACUACCCCAUCGACUAACAUAAUGCUGACUACGUUGACAUUUGCUUGUUUGCUUAGCGGAACUCUGGUCUAAUAUAUUUUUACAAUAAGAAAACCACUAUGCACUAGCGCCCGUUCUUUCUCGUCUUGCUUCAACACGCUCUGAAGUUGCAAUCAACUUAGAGGGAAGGGAUGAGAGAAACUCCAAGCUUUUCGUGAACCAUAAGGGCGAGGAUUCCCAUUUGGGCGGCACGUCCUUGGUUCAAUUCGAUGGCACGCUUCUGAAGCUUGGUCUCCUCAUCAAAAGUAUCCCAUCCGUAGUCAAGGGCACCGUUGCGGAAGUCACCGACGUGUUCGUUUCCAGUGUUGGCAAUGUCUUUCAUGACGAAAAGCUCCAAGAAUCCAAUGAAUCCAAUAGUUUGGAUCUUUCCGCUAUCAGGGAUGGCAGAAAGGGCAUCGAAUCCAGCGGGGAUAUCAGCGAACUUGGUUCCAUCAAGGGCAAUGUCACCGGGCAGACGGAUUCCGGCGGCAGUGACGAGGUAACCAACAACGGCAAGCAUACAGAUGCGUCCGUGCUUGAUCUCAACAUAUCGGAGACGUUCAAAGUUGUUGACAUCAGAUCGUGCGGCAAUUCCAAUGGGAUCGAAGAAUCCAAGAGGGGGCUGGGCUCCGAGUUCACCUUCGAAGGCCAUGUUCAAGGCAGUGCUGGUAGCAGCCUGCUUGGCAGGUGCGAAAGCGGCCGCAGAGGCGAUAAGGGUGGCGAUGAUGGCGGUCUUCAUGUUUGGAUAUCGUUUGCAAAUCUCGAGAAAUUGUGAGGAAGGAUGGUAGAGGCGAGGGCAAGCAAGUUGAGGCUCGAUCUGAUGAGCAACCAGCGAUGCAAACCACGGAUGCAACCACCGAUGCAAGUUGAGGAUUGGCUUCGGUGGCCCAAAUCUCUUCGUUUCGCAGGCCAGCAUCUUGAAGUUUCCUUAGUGCGUAUCUUGAGUCGUCAAUCAUCCGUGACCAAUCUUACGUGACGCAUGAAACGUGAAUAACUGACUUUAUGGACUCCCGUGA